GAGAGAGAGAGAGAGAGAGAGAGAGUUGAAGAUGAGCAACAACAAUGCAACCUCAGUGCCGGAAGCAUAUCCAAUGAACGGUGGAGAUGGCACAUACAGCUACACCAAAAACUCUUCUUACCAGAGAGCAGCUGCAAAUGUUGCAAAGACUCUAAUUGAUGAGGCAAUAGCAGAGAAACUUGACAUAGAAGAUUUUUCUUCUGCUUCAAGCAAUGCAUUUCGCAUAGCGGAUUUGGGAUGCUCAGUUGGACCAAACACUUUCGCAUGCGUCCAAAACAUAAUGGAAGCGGUGAAACAAAAGUACGGAUCCCAAAUGCCUGACUUCCAUGUGUUCUUUAAUGACCACGCAGCCAAUGAUUUCAAUACCCUGUUUGCCUCUUUGCCUCCGGAAAGGCACUACUUUGCAGCUGGUGUGCCGGGGUCUUUCCAUGGCCGGCUCUUCCCCGAGGCCUCUCUCCAUUUCGCGCACUCUUCAUAUGCAACUCACUGGCUCUCUAAGCUACCAGAAGAAGUCACAAACAAGAACUCUCCAGCAUGGAACAAGGGCAAGAUUUACUAUACAACUUCCCCUGACCAAGUAUUUAAUGCUUUCGCAGCCCAAUUUCGUACGGACAUGGCAAUAUUCUUGGAAGCUCGGGCUAAAGAGCUUGCGGCUGGUGGAAUGAUGGUGCUAAUUAUGCAAACCAUCCCAGAUGGGAUCCAUCAGUCUCGCAUUCCAACUGGCAUCAUGUUUGAUUUUCUGGGGUCUAUUCUCAUGGAGAUUGCAAAGGAAGGUUUGAUAAGUGAAGAAGAGGUGGACUCAUUCAACAUUCCAGUGUACACUACGACUCCAAAUGAGAUGGCAGAGCUGGUAGAAAGAAAUGGAAGCUUUAGCAUAGUGAAAAUGGAGUCAACAAGCCCCUGGUUAAAAGUUGGUCACAUAGUAAACAACACGCCGCAGAAACUGGCGAGGGAGCUAAGAGCUGGCAUGGAGGGAGUUUUCAAAACUCAUUUUGGAAGUGACAUUGUUAAUCAAGUGUUCGAUAGGCUCAAUGAUAAAAGUGGCCAACUUAUCAACCAACUAGAGUCCAGCCACAGACAAGGAACUCAGUUGUUUCUUGCUCUGAAACGCAAAUGAAAGCAAAGCUUCUCAAUUAUAAUAUUUGUAUUCAGAUAAAUAUACUAGACCACAAAUAAGGUUGUGCGCAUAGGCCUGCGGGUGCGUGUGAUAACCAUUUUUUCGGGGUUAAUUUAUACUUUUUUGUUUGUAAUAUCACUUCUAUGUGAGACUUGUAUUUGAUUAUGCUUAUGCCUAUAAAAUAACUAAAUAACCAACUUAAGAGAGAUGUCAUGUGUUACGAAAUGCUCA
Messenger RNA from Prunus dulcis (almond), 1348 nucleotides. RefSeq names its product loganic acid O-methyltransferase-like. The transcript is spliced from 3 exons. Bases 32 to 1117 code for a protein of 361 amino acids. Gene Ontology annotation, molecular function: S-adenosylmethionine-dependent methyltransferase activity. NCBI's taxonomy places the organism in Eukaryota, Viridiplantae, Streptophyta, Magnoliopsida, Rosales, Rosaceae. The record is from RefSeq and is a predicted model, not a curated record. Gene Ontology annotation, biological process: methylation.